Messenger RNA from Rhizophagus irregularis DAOM 181602=DAOM 197198, 492 nucleotides. NCBI's taxonomy places the organism in Eukaryota, Fungi, Glomeromycota, Glomeromycetes, Glomerales, Glomeraceae. The record is from RefSeq and is a predicted model, not a curated record.
AUGCAUCUUCAACGCAAUCGUAUAUCAAGUUGGAAAGAUAAAAUUCGAAUUCUUAAACAAAUAGCUCGUGGUCUUGCUGAAAUGCAUAAGAGAGAUCUCAUUCAUGGAGAUUUACAUAGUGGUAAUGUAAUGAAUAUUGAUCAAUCACAUUUCGUUAUUGGGGACGUUGGACUUUGUGGACCAGCUAAUCGAAUGACACGUAAGAAAGGGGGAUUAUAUGGAGUACUUCCUUACGUUGCUCCAGAACUUCUUAGAGGAGCAGAAUAUUCAAAGAAAGUAGACAUUUAUAGUUUUGCUAUUAUAAUGUGGGAAAUAUGUUCUGGUAUUAGACCAUACGCUGGUACAGCUCAUGAUGUUAAUAUGGCAAAAGAUAUAUGUGAGGGGAAAAGACCACCUGUUCCACCUGGAACACCUUCUUUUUAUUCUGAACUUAUGAAAAGUUGUUGGGAUGCUAAUCCAAAUAAUCGUCCUAAUGCACCUGAAGUAUUAAAA